Messenger RNA from Monoraphidium neglectum, 1230 nucleotides. RefSeq names its product 1,4-alpha-glucan branching enzyme. The transcript is spliced from 8 exons. Gene Ontology annotation, biological process: carbohydrate metabolic process. Lineage: Eukaryota; Viridiplantae; Chlorophyta; Chlorophyceae; Sphaeropleales; Selenastraceae. The record is from RefSeq and is a predicted model, not a curated record. Bases 1 to 1230 code for a protein of 409 amino acids. Gene Ontology annotation, molecular function: catalytic activity; cation binding.
AUGCGUGCGUUUGUCGACGCCGCCCACGCCCUGGGCCUGGCCGUUAUUGUGGAUGUAGUGCUGCACCACGGCGCGCCCGAGGGCAACGCCCUGUGGGAGUUUGACGGCUGGGGCCCUGGCUGGGCCCAUGGGGGGAUCUACCACGAGAACGCCCCCGACACGGAGUGGGGCCGCCAGUUUGCCUUCUGGAAGGGCGAGAUCAUCGACAUGGUGACCGCGGCGUGCGCCAUGUGGCUGGGGGAGUACCGCGUCGAUGGCCUCAGGUUCGACAGCGCCAACGACCUGCCGGGCCACUCGGUGCAGGCCAUGACUUGGGCUCUGCGCUCUCAGUACCCCGGGCGCCUGCUGACCGCCGAGAUCACCCCUGAGGACCCCAGGGGCGUCCACGAGCUGGGCUUCGACGCCCUCUGGGUGCACUCGGGCUACUUUGACAUCAUUCAGCAGCACAAGGCGCUGGGGAGGGGCCACCACGGCGGCGGCGACUGGGCGGCCGGCUGGGACCUGCCCCGGCUGCGCACCGCCAUGGGCCUGCACCCCGGCUUCACCGCCCCCACCCAGUGCAUCAAGUACAUGCUGGGCUCGCACGACCAGGUGGGGUGCCGCCACGGCGGGAAGUGGUACGCGGACUACCAGAUGAUUGGCGGCCAGCACAGGUACGCCGUUGACCAGUUCGGCGGCGGCCGCCACGACCCCCAUGCCUCCGCCGCCGCGCGCUGCUGGUGGGCGGCCAACGUGGCGGCGGCGGGGCUGCCGAUGAUGUUCAUGGGCACAGAGGCCGCGCAGAGCGGUUGGUGGGACACCGACGCGUGGCACGGCAUGCAGUGGGGAAACACAGAGGACGAGGCCGGGCGGGCGAUGAUGGCGGCCGUCCGCGGCGCCAACGCGCUGCGCGCGUCCCUGCCGGCGCUGCGCCGCGGCCGCGCGUCGCAGCUGCACGAGGACCGCCCCAACGGCGUGAUGGCGUACGAGCGCGUCGCCGACGGCGAGGACGAGCCGCGGGUGGUGGUCGUGGUCAACGCGGGGCGCGGCUACUGGCAGGGGUCGGAGUACGGCGUGUGGGUGGGGGGCACAGGCACCAUGGAGGAGGUGUACUGCUCGCAGUCCCCCGAGUACGGUGCCGUCGGCGGACACCACUCCAACGCCGGCGCGCCGCUGCAGAUCCACGACGGCCGCAUCUGGCUCAACCUGCCGCCCUGCUGCACGAUGUACUUCGUGCACACUUCAGUCUAG